AUGACAGCGUGGUCGGCGUUUGCUUGUGCCGCGUGUCUUGCAGGGUGCUCUUGUCUUCUUGACAUUGUGCAGGCAGUGGAAAGUUGUGAGUUGGAGCGACGGCAAGCAGUUCUGGAAACUCUGCACGCAGUGCUCAAUUCAUUCCUUGCGCACUGGGCCUGCCGGUUGGAUUCUGGGAUGUACUGCCAGAAAGGGCGGGAUGGCAGGGCUUUUGAGGAAGGGCGAAGCUCUUUUGAAGGAUCGGAUGGCGAGUGGGCGGUGUCUGGCCAUUCAGGGGAAAGUGUCGAGCAGACCAAGUUCUUGUUUGAGACGGCAGCAUGGAUUUCUCCGCAACAGAUUUGUGAAGUUGGUUUCAAUGCUGGUCAUUCCGCUUUGACACUGCUUCUAGCAGCUGGUGAGAAUUCUUCCUAUUUGGGCUUCGAUUGGUCCAUUCUGAACCCUGGGUUGAACGAGGAGCUUUUCAGGAUGAUCCGGUCCUGGCUCCCACAUCACAACAUGAAUAUUCAGUGGGGAGAUGCAUAUUUGAGCAUUCGGUCGUUGCUGCUUCAACAAGGGGGAGGAGUUUGCGACAUGAUUUUUUAUGAUGGCCCGCAUGAUGUUCUGCAAGUUCUGACGUUCAUGCCUUUGUUGAGGGCCUUGGUCGUGAAGUCUCGGCCUUUCCUCUUGGUGGACGAUGUGGGGUGUGUGGAACCCAUCUGCCGGCAUUCCACCCUGGCCUGGCGCUUCCUACUGUGGCUUGGGAUGGUAAGUCCCAUCAGAUGUCAGGUUUCCGGGAAAGACGGGAAAGAGGGAGUGAUGGGUGUGUGCUUGGGCCGUUUUCAGUGGGGACAAAGAGUGCGUUGCCCCACCUUCGAUGCGCGGUGUGUGGCGCACACACUUGGCAUGCUGGAGCAAGAGCAGCAUGAAAGCUGGAGCAAGUGCUGCCUAAAACCAGCAGAGCAGGUGAACUCAGACGCCUACCUUAUCCGACUUUGA
Messenger RNA from Symbiodinium natans, 975 nucleotides. The record is from the annotation of a GenBank genome assembly. NCBI's taxonomy places the organism in Eukaryota, Dinophyceae, Suessiales, Symbiodiniaceae.